GACUAUCCCCAAAUCCAUAGAAUAAAGGAUCAUUCUCAUUCUAAUCUAAUCCAAUACUAAAAACAUGGCGGCGUCUCAUCAUCUGACUGCUGCCAAACACCUGGAUAAAGGAAAUGGUUUGAUUUUAUAUUUGAAUAAUUAUUCUUUUUACGCACAGAAGGUCAUCAUGGCACUUUUGGAAAAAAGAUUGCCAUUUAAAUCCCACGUUAUCAAUAUUGCAAAGGGUGAGCAGUAUCAACCUUGGUUUUUAGAAAUCAAUCCCCGUGGCGAAGUACCAGUGCUUAAGGAUGGUAUUAAGGUUAUUCCAGAUUCUGCAAGAAUCAUUGACUAUCUAGAGGACAACUUUAGUAACAAUGGAGAUACUCGACUGAUACCUCUAGAUCUGGGAGCAGAGACUCGUCAAAAAGUCAUACACUUCCGCAACAUCAUAGACCCUGUGCCUGCCAAUGUAGUGACAAUCGGGUCGUUCUACCAUCCCAAGUUUGUUGGGAAACCAAAGGCUCCUUUUAUUGGUCCAGUGCGGAAAGUUCUGAAAGCUGCUGAAAACAAGAAUGCAUCCAACCUUAGAGCUCUUGCAGAAAAGUAUCCAAAAAUCAGACAGAUUCUGCUGGAAAAGGCCGAUUUGCAAGAAAAGAAACACCAGAUCAUCACUGAUGAAGCGGCUUAUGUUAAACUUCUAGACCAAGUUGAUUCUGCUCUUCUGGAAGUGGAGAAAGAACUUUCAUCUCGUAACGAAAACGACCCUCGAUGGUUAUGCAGUGAGGGAUUCACUGUCGCUGAUAUUAGCCUCACCAUUCUUCUGGACAGACUGUACCUACUGGGGUUAGAAGACAGGUUCUGGUCAGGCGGGAAAAAACCAGGGAUAGCACGGUAUUAUGCAAGAGUGUGCCAAAGAGACUCGUACAAACAAACCGUCCCAUCCGGGAUGACUCAUCUCAAGACGUUCUUAGAGAUGCAGUCAGGCCUAGUCAUCGGAACUGUCAUAUUCACAGCCAUAGCUGUCAUCAUAGGAGGGUUCCUCUUUCUCAAGAAGAAAUGAGUUUUGCUCAACCAGAUCUCUUGCUGGUCCAUUCCAGUAGGAGAUGCUGUACUUAGACUGAAUUUGUCAUGUUUCAUUUUUACAAAUAAAAUAAUUUAAAGUUUUUA
Molecule: messenger RNA, 1146 nt
Organism: Macrosteles quadrilineatus (aster leafhopper)
Lineage: Eukaryota; Metazoa; Arthropoda; Insecta; Hemiptera; Cicadellidae
Product: ganglioside-induced differentiation-associated protein 1-like
Exons: 5
Coding region: 65-1039 (324 amino acids)
Biological process (GO): mitochondrial fusion; mitochondrial fission
Cellular component (GO): mitochondrial outer membrane
Source: RefSeq, a predicted model, not a curated record